AUGCCAUUUAACUUACCUGCCAAUUUCGCGACAAACCCUGAAGCCUUCUUGAGAAAACCUAGACCAUCCCAACUUGUCGAUUCACCACCAGCGCCUGCUCCUCCUCGGUACAACUGGCCGAUUGAAGGAGAAGACGUCAACACGCCCAAUCGGACCCUAAGGACAAUCUAUCCUUCGUCAUCACAUACGCUCGUCACCUCGACCGAACCAGAACCAACCUUGACACCUGACACUCACAUAGUCCGAAAUUUUUUUGAUCGAGCCAAUUUAUCGACACCGUUGGUACCUGGAAGUUUUAUCUUCACACCAAUGGCACAGCCACCAACAGGAUCCUUGCCACGUAUUGGGGAGAUUCCGAACACGGAAGCCAUGUCUCGAGACGAAAUUAUUGAGACGUUGCAGGAGAAGGUUGAACGGUUAGAACACGAGAAGCAGGAAUGGAAGACCAAGCUGGAAGUAGCAGCCGCUGAUCGAGCUCGAAUCGAUGCACUCGAACUGACCAUAUCGCGACUGCUCACUGGAAAAUCGCCCGAGACAGCUCGAAGUACCGGAUCCAACAACCCUUUUGCUGCGUUUCGAAACCAACUUACGACGCCAACUCCAGCAGGACCACGAGAGCAGCGUACUGUCAAUACGGAGAUUGCCCAAGCUUUAACUCAAUCGUCCCCAGUGCUAGCUCAACAGGAUUCACCCAUCCGGCAGGCCUUUAUACGACCCACAGACAGUGUCCAAAGGGAAUCACGACGAGUCUCGUUCACCCAACUCGUAGACCCCGAACUAGAGCGCCAAGCAUCAAGAUAG
Messenger RNA from Melampsora larici-populina 98AG31, 801 nucleotides. RefSeq lists its product as uncharacterized. Bases 1 to 801 code for a protein of 266 amino acids. NCBI's taxonomy places the organism in Eukaryota, Fungi, Basidiomycota, Pucciniomycetes, Pucciniales, Melampsoraceae. The record is from RefSeq and is a predicted model, not a curated record. The transcript has 2 exons.